CUGGCUCCCUCAUUGGUCAGGCAGCGCGUCUGUCGCGCCCCGCGUCCACCCCUGUGCAGGCUCUGCCCGCGCGCCCGCGCCCGGCCUCCUGGCGCCCCGCCCGCGCUUCAGGACCAGCGGGGCCGCGCGGCUCAUCCUGCGGGCGGCGGCGGCGGGCGCGGCGCCGGCAGCCAGGAGCAAGAUGAUGAAGUUUCGGUUCCGGCGGCAAGGCGCCGACCCGCAGCGCGAGAAGCUCAAGCAGGAGCUCUUCGCCUUCAACAAGACCGUGGAGCAUGGCUUCCCCAACCAGCCCAGCGCCCUGGCCUUUGACCCUGAACUUCGCAUCAUGGCUAUUGGCACUAGGUCUGGGGGCGUCAAGAUCUACGGUGCACCCGGGGUAGAGUUCACAGGCCUGCACCAUGAUACAGCCACUGUCACACAGGUGCACUUCCUGCCAGGCCAGGGCCGCCUUCUGACCCUGCUGGAUGACAGCAGCCUGCAUCUCUGGGAGAUCGUCCACCAGAACGGCUGUGCCCACCUGGAGGAAGCACUCAGAUUCCAGCUGCCUGGCCGGCUUGGCUUUGAUGGUGCCAGUGCCCCGCCUAGCCUCACCCGUGUCACUGUGGUCUUGCUGAUGGCUGCUGGUGACACGGCAGCCCUGGGCACUGAGGGUGGCAGUGUCUUCUUCCUGGAUGUCACCACCCUGAUGUUGCAUGAGGGGCAGACCCUUGGCCCAGACGAGGUUCUAUGCAGCUUGCCGGAUGACUACCGGUGUGGGAAGUCACUAGGCCCUGUGGAAUCACUCCAGGGACACCUGCGGGACCCCACCAAGGUUCUCAUUGGCUAUAGCCGGGGCCUGCUUGUCAUCUGGGACCAGGCUGCGCGGUGUGUAGACCAUGUCUUCCUAGGGAACCAGCAACUGGAGAGUCUGUGCUGGGGACGUAACGGCAGCACUGUGGUUAGCUCGCAUAGCGACGGCAGCUAUGCUGUCUGGUCCGCAGAUGCUGGCAGAUCCCUGACACUGCAGCCCACAGUAGCCACCACGCCCUAUGGCCCCUUUCCCUGCAAGGCCAUCAACAAGAUUCUGUGGCGGAACUGUGAAUCUGGGGGCCACUUUAUCAUCUUCAGUGGUGGCAUGCCACGUGCCAGCUAUGGUGACCGCCAUUGUGUGAGUGUGUUGCGAGCUGAGACGCUGGUGACACUGGACUUCACUUCUCGCAUCAUCGACUUCUUCACAGUGCACAGCAUGCAGCCUGAGGAUGAAUUUGAUGAUCCCCAGGCCUUGGCUGUGCUGCUUGAAGAGGAGCUGGUGGUGCUUGAUCUUCAGACGCCUGGUUGGCCGGUUGUUCCUGCCCCAUACCUGGCCCCGCUGCACUCGUCUGCUAUUACCUGCUCUGCCCACGUUGCCAAUGUCCCCACCAAGCUGUGGGCCCGCAUCAUGAGUGCUGGCGAGCAGCAAAGCCCCCAGCCUGCCUCCAGCACCUCGAGUUGGCCCAUCACUGGGGGCCGGAACCUGGCCCAGGAGCCACCACAGCGGGGGCUGCUGCUGACGGGCCACGAGGACGGUACUGUACGGUUCUGGGACGCUUCAGGUGUGGCACUGCGGCCACUCUACAAGCUGAGCACUGCUGGCCUCUUCCAGACGGACUGUGAGCAUGCUGAUAGCCUGGCCCAGGCUGCAGAGGAUGACUGGCCCCCCUUCCGCAAGGUGGGUUGUUUUGACCCCUACAGUGAUGAUCCCCGGCUCGGUGUACAGAAGGUCGCACUCUGCAAGUACACAGCCCAGAUGGUGGUGGCUGGCACUGCAGGCCAGGUGCUGAUGCUAGAGCUCAGUGACAUGCCAUCGGAGCAUGCAGUCAGUGUGGCCAGCGUGGACCUCCUCCAGGACCGUGAGGGCUUCACAUGGAAGGGCCAUGAGCGGCUGAGUCCACGCACAGGACCAUUGCCUUGGGCUGCUGGCUUCCAGCCUCGAGUGCUGGUACAGUGCCUGCCGCCAGCCGCUGUCACUGCUGUCACACUCCACACCGAGUGGAGCCUUGUGGCCUUUGGCACCAGUCAUGGCUUUGGUGUCUUCGACUACCAGUGCAAGAGCCCUGUGCUGGCCAGGUGCACCCUUCAUCCCAACGACUCCCUGGCCAUGGAGGGGCCGCUCUCCCGUGUGAAGUCACUCAAGAAGUCACUGCGCCAGUCUUUCCGGCGCAUACGCAAGAGCCGUGUCUCUGGGAAGAAGCGGGCUACUACUGCCAGUAGCAAGUCCCACCCCCCACAGUUGCAGGAGGCCAACGCACAGCUGGCCGAGCAAACCUGCCCCCACGACGUGGAGAUGACGCCCGUGCAGCGCCGCAUCGAGCCCCGCUCUGCUGAUGACUCCCUUUCGGGUGUUGUGCGCUGCCUCUACUUUGCUGACACGUUCCUUCGGGAUGCGGCCCACCAUGGGCCCACCAUGUGGGCAGGCACCAACUCGGGCUCCGUGUUUGCCUACGCGCUGGAGGUGCCAUCAGCAGCAGCCUGUGGCGAGAAGCGGCCGGAGGGGGCAGUGGAGGCUGUGCUGGGCAAGGAGGUGCAGCUGAUGCACCGGGCACCCGUAGUGGCCAUUGCUGUGCUGGAUGGACGUGGCCGCCCGCUACCUGAGCCCUACGAGGCCUCGAGGGACCUGGCGCAGGCGCCAGACAUGCAGGGCGGUCAUGCUGUGCUCAUUGCAUCUGAAGAGCAGUUCAAGGUGUUCACACUGCCUAAGGUGAGUGCCAAGACCAAGUUCAAGCUGACAGCCCAUGAGGGCUGUCGAGUACGCAAGGUGGCACUGGCCACGUUUGCCAGCGUGGCCUGUGAGGACUAUGCUGAGACCUGCCUGGCCUGCCUCACCAAUCUGGGCGACGUCCACGUCUUCUCGGUGCCUGGCCUGCGGCCCCAGGUACACUACUCGUGUAUCCGGAAGGAGGACAUCAGCGGCAUUGCCUCCUGUGUCUUCACGCGCCACGGCCAGGGCUUCUACCUGAUUUCCCCGUCAGAAUUUGAACGCUUCUCCCUAAGUGCCCGAAACAUCACAGAGCCGCUCUGUUCUCUGGACAUCAGCUGGCCCCGCAAUGUCACCCGGGGCAGCUACGGACCCCAAGAAUCACCCAAGUUGAGCCAGGCUAAUGGGACUCCAAGCAUCAUCCUGGCUUCACAGAGCUGUGAUGGGAGUCCCAGUCCAGCCCACAGCAAGGGAACUGACACCUCAGAGCCACCAGAGGCCACGCUAUCACCAAUGUCCAUUGACUCAGCCACCAGUGCUGACACCACUCUGGACACAACAGGGGACGUCACAGUGGAAGAUGUGAAGGAUUUCCUGGGCUCUUCGGAGGAAUCUGAGAAGAAUAUGAGGAACCUGGUGGAAGAUGAGGCCCGGGCCUGUGCCAUCCUGAUCAAAUGAGGAAGGCCAGAGCUACCACAAGUACCACCUGCCCUGCUUGGCCCCUUAACAUAAACCCACACCUGCUAACCUGUGGGUUCCAGUGGGACCUGCCAUCCUGUCCCUGCUAAUCCUGGUCUCAGGGCAGUACUGGCCCAGGACUUGACCGGAAGUCUGAAUCCUAUAGGCAGUUGGUUGCCCUGGGAGCUGCUGCUUGGGGAGAGUACAGACGGGGCCCAGCAUCCUGUGCCACCUCCCACUCCACACCGUCCUUCCCCACUCCCUUGCAAAGAGUAUUUUUCUAACGCCUGAGUGGGACAGUCAUUUCUAAAACUAUUUUGGUACUUGCUCCUGGACCACCC
Molecule: messenger RNA, 3732 nt
Organism: Nycticebus coucang (slow loris)
Lineage: Eukaryota; Metazoa; Chordata; Mammalia; Primates; Lorisidae
Gene: LLGL1
Product: LLGL scribble cell polarity complex component 1
Exons: 23
Coding region: 182-3391 (1069 amino acids)
Biological process (GO): cortical actin cytoskeleton organization; regulation of Notch signaling pathway; regulation of establishment or maintenance of cell polarity
Cellular component (GO): cytoplasm; cortical actin cytoskeleton; plasma membrane
Molecular function (GO): myosin II binding; GTPase activator activity
Source: RefSeq, a predicted model, not a curated record